Acinonyx jubatus (cheetah) is the source of this 2198-nucleotide messenger RNA. It is a transcript of the gene RCN1, whose product is annotated as reticulocalbin 1. The transcript is spliced from 6 exons. The record is from RefSeq and is a predicted model, not a curated record. Lineage: Eukaryota; Metazoa; Chordata; Mammalia; Carnivora; Felidae. Gene Ontology annotation, cellular component: endoplasmic reticulum. Bases 170 to 1165 code for a protein of 331 amino acids. Gene Ontology annotation, molecular function: calcium ion binding.
GCUUCCCUGCCCGCGGCCCGGGGCGCGCCCCUUCGCUCUGGCGCGGGGCGGGCCCGUCCCCUCCCCCGCCGCUGCCGCCGCCGCCGCCGCGCUGGGAGCCCCCACUCCCCAGUCGCCGUCCUCGUCGCUCGCUCCGUGCCUCCCCGCGGGCCGCUCUCCCGUCCUGACGAUGGCGCGUGGCGGCCGCGACCGCCUCCUGGGGCUCGCCCUGGGGCUGCUGCUGGCGCUGGCGCUGGCGCCCGGGGCGCUGCGGGCCAAACCCACGGUGCGCAAGGAGCGCGUGGUGCGGCCCGACUCGGAGCUGGGGGAGCGGCCGGCCGAGGACAACCAGAGCUUCCAGUACGACCACGAGGCCUUCCUGGGCAAAGAGGACUCCAAGACCUUCGACCAGCUCACCUCGGAGGAGAGCAAGGAGAGGCUGGGGAAGAUUGUUGACCGAAUUGACGGUGAUGGGGAUGGCUUUGUUACUACUGAGGAGCUGAAAACUUGGAUCAAGCGAGUGCAGAGAAGAUACAUCUACGAUAAUGUCGCUAAAGUCUGGAAGGAUUAUGAUCGGGACAAAGAUGAUAAAAUUUCCUGGGAAGAAUACAAACAAGCCACCUAUGGUUACUACCUAGGAAACCCUGAAGAGUUUCAAGAUCCUUUAGAUCAUAACACCUUUAAAAAGAUGCUGCCACGUGAUGAGAGAAGGUUCAAGGCUGCAGACCUCGAUGGUGACCUGAUAGCCACUCGGGAGGAGUUCACCGCCUUUUUGCACCCUGAGGAGUUUGAGCAUAUGAAGGAAAUUGUGGUUUUGGAAACUCUGGAGGACAUCGACAAGAAUGGGGAUGGGUUUCUGGAUCAGGACGAGUAUAUUGCGGAUAUGUUUUCCCACGAGGAGAACGGCCCUGAGCCUGACUGGGUUGUGUCAGAACGGGAGCAGUUUAAUGAGUUCCGGGAUCUGAACAAGGAUGGGAAGUUGGACAAAGAUGAGAUUCGCCACUGGAUCCUCCCUCAGGACUAUGACCAUGCUCAGGCCGAGGCCAGGCACCUGGUGUAUGAGUCAGACAAAAACAAGGAUGAAAAGCUAACUAAAGAGGAGAUAUUAGACAACUGGAACAUGUUUGUCGGAAGCCAAGCUACCAAUUAUGGGGAAGAUCUCACAAAAAAUCAUGAUGAGCUUUGAUACAUACAGCAGACUAUGGGAGGCUUUCUUUUCAUGUCUGGGAUGGUUGCUACAGUUGUCUCAUUCACAAAAAAAGCAAAUUUAUAACCUCAGAUUGGGGUUAAAAUUGUUUUUCACUCAGUAUUUACUGGAAAAUCAUUAUUGCUAUUCUUUCAGUGAGACUCUCCAAACACAUUAAAACCUGGGUAAAUUGCUUUGGGGAUACUUGCUAAAACAUGAUUUUUUAGCUUUUUCCAUUAAACGUAGACUAAAGGGGAAGAAAAUUUGAAAGAGCCCCUAUAUUCAGAAGUUGGGUGGGUUGGGGGCAAUAUAUGAAGCGACUGCUAUGUUAUUUUAACCGCACGUUUUUUGCAUUUGCCACUGUUGAACGGCUGGUGAGAGAAAGUUCUGAUGAAACUACAGUGGUUUCCUCCUGUGUAGGCUUAUUUCAGAGCACGUCUAAUAUUCCAGAUUCUUUCUUCUUGACUUUGUACUCUGAGCUGUCACUGUAAAUGGUAUAUAAAACCUCCGUGCAUUUUUCUGCACGGACCUGCUAAUGUGCACAACAAAUCCCUAUCUUUGUGCUUUUUGUUUUUACAUUAAGAAGCAAUCAAGAAAGAUAAUGUGAAAAAGAAAGGAAUUUUAGAGGUAGGGAAAACAUGAAUGCCAGGCAUUCAAAGAGCUAUAGGAAAAUGAUAAACACUUUAUUUUACUUGAGAACAUUUUCUUGACAUGUAAAUGAGGUAGGUCUGAUCUUUGAAAAAGUGAAUAGAAAUACCAUCCAUUUCCUCGCUGAUCACCAGGAGGAAUGAGGCUGUGGGGUCCUGGGGAAGCGCAGUGUGCAGAGCUCGAGCUCUGGAACCCGCGCCGUCUGGUCCCUGUGAAGCUGCGACCCUUGGAUCUGCCCCCCGGGACUAUACACCGUGGAACGAGGACACGAUGAUGUUCCAGGCCAUUGGCUGAACUGGUAGAAACAACUUUUACAGGUUGACAUUUCACCUUGUAAGUAGCAAGUGAACAAAAUAAAGGAUCCCGCUGAGGAUUUUCUACUGUG